Messenger RNA from Armigeres subalbatus, 1359 nucleotides. RefSeq names its product transmembrane emp24 domain-containing protein bai (gene bai). The transcript is spliced from 5 exons. The coding region runs from base 185 to 808 and encodes 207 amino acids. Gene Ontology annotation, cellular component: endoplasmic reticulum; endoplasmic reticulum-Golgi intermediate compartment; Golgi apparatus. The record is from RefSeq and is a predicted model, not a curated record. Gene Ontology annotation, biological process: Golgi organization; intracellular protein transport; endoplasmic reticulum to Golgi vesicle-mediated transport. NCBI's taxonomy places the organism in Eukaryota, Metazoa, Arthropoda, Insecta, Diptera, Culicidae.
UUUCGUGUGUUCUGUCAAGUCGUCUAAAGAGGAAAGCAAAUUCAUAAGCUAUUCGGCAGAAAACUUUCAUUUUUGCCAGUUUGUCAGCAAAUUUAACUAUUUUGUGCAACAUUUUCGGAUCCGAACAGGGCUAGUGGUCCGGCGGGUAGUAAGCUCCAGUACAAGACAAGCAUCCGGUACCGAAAUGAAGCGAUUGUCGUGCGGUUUCCUGUGGCUGCUGAUUGCCGUCGUUUUCCAGCAGACGGAGGCAAUUAUGUUCCGCCUGGCGCCGAACAUGCAAAAGUGUCUCAAGGAUGAAAUGCAGGGCAAUCAGAUCGUAGCCGGCGAGUACGAGGUCACCGGUGCGCCAGGACAGAAGAUAAAUUAUGUGGUUCGUGACAGCAAGGGCCACAUAAUGUCCCAGAAAGAUGACAUCAGUAAGGGCAAAUUUACUUUCACGUCGGAGAUGUACGACACGUUUGAGAUUUGUUUUGUCUCGCAGGUUCCACCAACUCAUCGCGGCAUUGAACAGGACGUCGCCCUGGACAUCAAAAAGGGUAUUGAAACCAAGAGUUACGAAGGUAUUGGUGAAGCAGCAAAGCUGAAACCUCUUGAAGUUGAUCUCAAGCGUUUGGAAGAUCUAUCCGACGCCAUUGUGCAGGACUUUGCACUCAUGCGAAAACGCGAGGAGGAGAUGCGCGACACCAACGAAAGUACCAACAGUCGCGUGCUGUUCUUCAGCAUCUUCAGUAUGUGCUGUUUACUCGGACUGGCCACGUGGCAGGUGCUGUACCUUAGGAGGUACUUUAUCGCCAAGAAGCUGAUCUAAAAGCAAACAGAAGGACGAAUCUGGCGCUGAGGACUGUUGUGUGUGACUGCGUGUGUGUGUGCGUAUGUACGAUCGCCAUGCGGGCUUGCGUGAGCCCAAAUGUGUCUUUGUUUUUGGCCCGGGCAGGGCUCAAUUUAGUAGCAAAUCGAAAGGAUGUCGUCUGGUGAAUUCAGACUGAAAUGCAGCGGAACAAAUUUCAUGUUUUCUUCGUUUUGGUAAUAGUGAGUUGGUUUCAACACCCCAUUGUACUAUUUCUAUUAUUUUAUUGAUCAGUUUACAACUUGCAUCAAAAAUCGAGGUUGCGAGAUUGAUAGGAAGUUAUGACUCACCUCGAACCCUCCUCCUUAAUAUGACGUUGUUUUCUAGGAUCCGGUUUCGGUUGUCCAGCGAAGAAUAGUUUAAAGGGCAAUGUUGAAUAUAAGCUCAAAUUUGAUAAUAUACAGUUUUCUCUAAUUUUCGUUGUCGUAAACAGGUUUUAUUUAGUUUAAUAUGAACAUCGACUUAAUACGUUUGUCGCAUUGAAAUAAAAAAAAACUUAAAUAACGUCCAAA